GUCACGUGACGGGGAGCACUAGACUUCAGGCUGGCCAGCGCACUUUAGCCUGUGGGCGCGAUGUGGGCCAGCUUCAUGUGGCACGGGGCGCUGUCCCCUGGCCGCCGCGCACAUUCAGCGCUGGCUCAGUUGCGCUGCAUCCUGGACAGCGAACUGGAAGGGAUCCGCGGAGCCGGCACCUGGAAGAGUGAGCGUGUGAUCACGUCCCGCCAGGGACCGAGCAUCCGCGUGGACGGCAUCUCGGGAGGAAUCCUCAACUUCUGUGCCAAUAACUACCUGGGCCUGAGCAGCCACCCUGCAGUGAUCCAGGCAGGUCUGCAGACUCUGGAGGAGUUUGGAGCUGGACUCAGUUCUACUCGAUUUAUCUGUGGGACCCAGAGCAUCCAUAAGAAUCUAGAAGCCAAGAUAGCCCACUUCCACCAGCGUGAGGACGCCAUCCUCUAUCCCAGCUGUUUCGAUGCCAACGCUGGCCUAUUUGAGGCUUUGCUGACCCCAGAGGAUGCGGUUCUGUCAGAUGAGCUGAACCAUGCUUCCAUCAUUGACGGCAUCCGACUGUGCAAGGCCCACAAGUACCGUUACCGCCACCUGGACAUGGCUGACCUGGAAGCCAAGCUGAAGGAGGCUCAGAAGCACAGGCUGCGCCUGGUGGCCACAGAUGGAGCUUUCUCCAUGGAUGGUGACAUCGCUCCCCUACAGGACAUCUGCCGCCUUGCCGCCCAAUAUGGUGCCCUGGUCUUUGUGGAUGAAUGCCAUGCCACUGGCUUUCUUGGGCCCACAGGACGGGGCACAGAUGAGCUGCUAGGUGUCAUGGACCAGGUCACCAUCAUCAACUCCACCCUGGGGAAGGCGCUGGGUGGAGCAUCAGGGGGAUAUACCACCGGGCCUGAGCCACUGGUGUCCCUGCUACGGCAGCGUUCUCGGCCCUACCUCUUCUCCAACAGCCUGCCCCCUGCUGUAGUCGGCUGUGCUUCUAAGGCCCUGGACCUGCUCAUGGAGAGCAAUGCCAUCAUCCAGUCUAUGGCUGCCAAGACCCGGCGGUUCCGCAGUAAGAUGGAAGCUGCUGGUUUUACUGUCUCAGGAGCCGAUCACCCCAUCUGCCCUGUGAUGCUGGGAGAUGCACGGUUGUCUUCUCAAAUGGCAGAUGACAUGUUAAAGAAAGGUAUCUUUGUCAUCGGAUUUAGCUACCCUGUGGUCCCUAAGGGCAAGGCCCGGAUCCGGGUGCAGAUCUCAGCUGUACACAGUGAGGAAGACAUUGACCGCUGUGUGGAAGCCUUCGUGGAGGUGGGGCGGCUGCAUGGAGCUCUGCCCUAAGCUCUUGGUAGGGACCUGCAGAGCCAAAGUUCCUCCACUGCCGCUGACAUAGGGCUCCUCUGGUCAGCCCAGAUCAGAGGCUGUGACUCAACCCAGACUUCUAGAGCCUGGUUGAAAAUGGGCCUGUACUUGUCAUCAGAGAGACAACAAUGUGGAAUUUGGCUAUGACACUUCAGUCUGCUUUAUUCUGGGUAGGCGUACCUCUGGCUACCUGAAGAACCAGGCAGGGGCUGGAUCUCGCAUGAGGUGCAUCUUCCCCCAAACUAAGUCGGGAUGCUGUGUCUGGGAGCCACCGUUUCGUACAUAAAGCAUUCUGUGCUGCUGUGCAGGGCAGUGGAGAACCAGCCCUGUGGACCCUUUCUGCAGCCUAAGCUGGGUGGGCACCUUGUCUCCUGUGCCCUAGCAGAAGGAUAAAAUGUAACUGCCAAAUGAGAAUUGUUCCUAGACCUGUGUUCCCUAGGAGAGGGCAGAGGUUCAGGCCCCAGAAAGAAGAAAGCAGAUCACCCCUGAAGGACAUCGAAUCCUUGUUUUCCAGAGCUCUUUGUCCUUAACCCCGUGGCCUUAGGCCCCUGUGCAGGUCCCAGUUUCCCCCCACUUUAGAGAGCUGAUGUUCCAUAGGGACACCUUUCUGUCUCUGAUUCAAAAGCCGAUAGUCUGUCUGAUGGUUCAGCCGCCAGGGGGCGCAGCGCGUUCACGCUGCCGCCGCUGGCUACUUGGGGGCCUUGGAUCAGGCUGUUGGGCAGCCCUCAAGCCAGGCCAGAAGGGCUGGUUUGCUGCUACGAAGGCCCUGUCCUUCUACCCUGUCUUCCUACCGGCAACCAUCACACCUGCUGCUCCAUUACCAUAGGUGUGGCCUCCUUCCCAUUUUGCUGACCUUGCUUUACUGUGGGAAAGGAGGGGUGGAAUCUCGCAGGCUCAGCCCCGCAGGCUUAUGACUGCUGCUGUAGGCUCAGUGUGGGGGUGUGGCCUUGGGUAGCUCCCUAGCUAUCUAGAAGUAGAACGUGGCAGGCAAGUAGGACUUACGGUUUCAUUAAAAAAACAACAAUGCAAAACCAAAAACAG
Messenger RNA from Mus musculus (house mouse), 2373 nucleotides. It is a transcript of the gene Gcat, whose product is annotated as glycine C-acetyltransferase (2-amino-3-ketobutyrate-coenzyme A ligase). Gene Ontology annotation, biological process: L-threonine catabolic process. Gene Ontology annotation, cellular component: nuclear speck; nucleus; nucleoplasm. Gene Ontology annotation, molecular function: transferase activity; glycine C-acetyltransferase activity; pyridoxal phosphate binding. The record is from RefSeq and is marked validated. The transcript has 9 exons. NCBI's taxonomy places the organism in Eukaryota, Metazoa, Chordata, Mammalia, Rodentia, Muridae. Bases 61 to 1311 code for a protein of 416 amino acids.